AUGCUGCACGCCUUGAGCUGGCUCGUCGAGCUCCUCACUCCAAACAUCCAAAUGCCUACGGAUACCCAGUCGACCCUGUGCACGAUCAUCAAGUGCAGCAUCUGGCUCUCUUUCCUCUCAUUCGCCAUCUUUCCGACCAUCAUCCUUCUCGCCAGCCUUGCCGCGCAUAGCGAGGGACUCACCGACCGCCUUCAUCAACAGAUCAAUACCCUCAGAACGACUGUGCUUGCAUGCCUCCUCGCGUUCUGCAUCUCCGAGGCCACCAGCAAAACUUGCCAGCAGUACCUCAUCCACACCCGCGACGGUUUCCUCGAUUCACAAGCUCACAAGGACAUCCUCGCCCACACCUCUGAGAUGGAAGCGUGGUCUCUGGCGCUAUUGGCCGGCAUAAGCACCAUCGCUCUUGCCUUGCAAUUUGUCGUCAAACCUUGGGUUGAAUUCAUCGACUGUAUCUCCGUGUUCGUCAAGCAUGAUCUGCCUAUCGUCAAGCAUCGGCUCUUCAUCUACGUUGAGCAACGGCUCCCCGUCGCCAAGCAACGGUUCUUGAUGUUCAAGAACUUCAUAGUUGGAUUUCGCUCUGCUUGCUUCGGUCAGUCCUUCCUCUGUCCUCUCACCCCUCCCAUGCCAGACAUACAACUAAAUCAUUCGGCCUCAGAUCCAAUCUUCCAAUCCAUCAAGACCACAGCUCAGCACCCCAUCAACACCAUCGAGAAGACAGCUCAGUCCCAUCCUACGCCCCACCAGCUUCUCAAUCGACUCAAGAGGACGACGCAAUGGGUGCACAUGCUCGUCGUCUUCGCCGGGGCAGUGAUGGAAAUCGGAUGCAUGAAUUGCUACCUCGCUUUCGCGCACACGUUCGAUAGUGCCGUGGACAUGUGGGACUUUACUCACCGCUACAUGUGUGAGGAUGACCCUGAGGUGCUGAUGUGGUUGCUUUCGUGCGCGGAGCAGCCUGAGUUGUGGGAUUGA
Molecule: messenger RNA, 969 nt
Organism: Neohortaea acidophila
Lineage: Eukaryota; Fungi; Ascomycota; Dothideomycetes; Mycosphaerellales; Teratosphaeriaceae
Exons: 1
Coding region: 1-969 (322 amino acids)
Source: RefSeq, a predicted model, not a curated record